GAUACCUGGCUGCUCUAUCGAUAAACUGCCGCUCCACCUAUCGGCCACCUCAUAGCGUAGCAUUCGUUGAGUGUCGGUGGUUCAGUUUGUUGGAAACAGUGAAGAGUAGUGGUCGCGUUUCGCAGUUCUUGGAGUGGAGACUUUCCAAACCGGAGAAAUACGUAAACCACUGAGAGUCGCACAGUAAUAUAAACACAAACAUUUUUUUUACGUGCCGCGAGUGACGUUUGAACAGAAACCCUGGAGUGGCAAACAUGACCUCCUGAAACCCACUAAGCAUCGCAAUGUAUGCCGCCUCGAUCCUGAUCCUGCACCUGACUUGGGCCGUGGCCACGAUCGCGGCCAACGGUGCCGGCCAUAAUGGCCCGGUGGCAUCCGGAGCAGGGCCUAACGGAUUGCAGUGCCAGCCCAUCGCCGUGUCCGCCUGCCAAGGCCUCGGCUACAACAUGACCGCACUGCCCAACCUGGCAGGUCACACCAAUCAGCUGGAGGCUGAGCUCCAGAUUGCCAAACUGGUGCCACUAAUAGAAUCCGGCUGCUCGCGUCGCGCCCGCUUUUUGCUCUGCUCGUCUCUGUUUCCGCUGUGCACGCCGGAUGUGCCACGCCCCGUUGCCGCCUGCAAAUUGCUGUGCGAGACUGUUAGGGGCGAGUGUAUGGAAAACGCUCCGCCGGAACUGAUGGAGCUGUGGCCUUCGUUCCUUAACUGCGACGGACUGCCGCAGCCGGAGAAGCACGAGUUGUGCAUGCAGAUUCCACAGGAGGUGGCUGUGCCAGGCGGGAGUCCAAGUGGUCCGCCCACCACUGGUUCACCUGGCGUCGAAGAUCACCCGCAGACGUACCGCUUUUGGAAAAGCGGAGCAUCUCCCACCUCUGACUUGGCUGGCGUCUUGUGCCCGCAAAACUUUAGCGGCAGUCCCUUUAAUCCGGAGGAGUGCGUGCCCCAGUGUCAGCGGGACGCCUUCCACACGAGCUCUCAGAAGAAGACGUCUGAGACCCUCAUUCUAGGCCUCUCGGCCGUCUGCUUCGUCCUGACACUGUUCGCCUUGGUGACCUUCUGGGCGGAGCCCACCAGGUUUGGCUACCCCGAGAGACCAGUGCUCUUCCUGUGCCUGUGCUACAACCUCUUCAGCGUGUGCUAUCUGGAGCGAAUCGUGUUCCACAAUCAAGCAAGGAUGCAUGACGUCGAGCUGCAAUGGCGGCUGAUGCGACCGGGUUGCUUGCUGACGCCCCCUUGCCUGGCCUCCUACAUAACCACCUCCUAUUUAAGCCUGUGUGCAGCCAGCUGGUGGCUGAUAUUUGCCCUGUGCUUCUACCUGUCCUCCCACAAAAAGUGGUCCAGCGAGGCGCUGGAAAAGAGGUCCGGGCUGUUCCACGUUCUGGCCUGGGUGCCACCGCUGGCGCCCCCCAUUGCCGCCCUGCUGCUGGAGAAGGUGCGUCCGAGUGAGCUGACUGGGAUGUGCUACGCACCGGGAUUUGUGGAGCUGCCAGCACUGGUCCUGCUCCUGCUUGGGCUGUACUUCACCCUGAGAGCCUCCAGGUCUCUGCUCUCCCUGCAGCAACAGUUGCAGCCCACCCUGGCCCACCACCGAUUCGGGCAGAUCCGGAAGCGCUUUGUGCUCUUCUCCCUGCUGUACUUCGCACCCACGACCGCCGGCGUCGUGGCGGCUCUUUGCGAGCGGUACGCGGAUUCAGUGCCCAGCUGCUCCACACCCGAUGACUGCCUCUCACCCACUCCGCUCAGUGCCUGGCCAGCGUUGGUCCGGAUCUUCUUCCAGCUGGUGGGCGGAACGUUGACAGGGUUGUGGGUGUGGUCGCGCAAAACCUGCGAGAGCUACAGAAAUCGGCUGGGUGCCAGCGGCACACCCACCUCAUCCCUGAUGAAUCAAAGCAAGGCGGCCGGGGCUUUGCCCAAAAAGCAUUUGUAUACGAGUGGGAAAUCCAUGCUGCCCACGGGGGGAAUCACUCCUCUAUAUGCUGGUAUUAGUUUUCACAAUGUGCCCGUCUACAACCCCAACCAAUCGAGAGUUUAGGGGAUCUUUUAGCCCACAUGGGGGGCUCUAGAAAAAUCUCGAACUCUACUAUUGUACAUAUAACAUAUACAUACAUCAUAGAAGGCUUUGAGCCGCGGUGAGAGAACAUGAUCGAACAUACGCCUAGUUUUUAAGCCCGAAAAGGAGAAACUGAAAUGUGUUAAUAGCUUUAUAGAUCGCGCUCCCCCAAGUACCCAUCACCUCCAGUUUUUAUUAGUAGUUCUCUAGCUAGUCCUAAGCCUGUAAAUAGUAAAACGUUUUAUUCAUAGUAGAAUGAAUUGUAAAUAAAUUAUAUGAAUCAAAAAUGAAUGUCGUUCAAAGUGGGCUCCAAAUGCAUUAGGAACUCAAGAUAAGCAAGAUAACCACUGCGCGUUCUCACGGCAUCUCCGUCAGCCACAAGGCUCAACACUUCGCAAGCCCCAUUUACUAUAUGUGGGUUAAUGAUGCAAAAGUUGUCGCUGCAAUGAGCUAAGGGAUGGAUGGUGGGUAGGAAUUCCGACGGAUCGCUUAAUUGCAACAAAAUGGCUAAUUUAGUUAUGCUAUUGUCUGCGCUCCGAGCCGUGGCAAUUAGAAGGAAAAUGCUUAAUGACAGAUCUCGACGUUGGUUGCCAUCGGUUGCCGACUGGUUAUGCUCCGCCGCACCUCCACCUGUGGCUCUGCGUAUUCUUUCCCCUGUAUAUGUUUGUACAUUUUGCGGACACUCCAACUCUUUCGUAUGCCAUUCAAGUACCACCUGUAUUCGGACCAAGCGAAAUAUGGUGGACCUAAAAUUAUCAAACAUGGUGGUCAUGUUUAUAAAUGAGUAAAUUACCUAAAAACUAAGAUUGUUUUUUUUACUUAGAUGGGAUGUGACACCCUAACACCCGAUUCUUUAGCACAGACACUUUCCCUGCUCUCUGGAUGUUUGGGCUGCGUCAGAACACGGGUAAUUGGUAUCAACCGAGGCACAAUUAAUUUGAUUGAAGCUGCCACACCGCAUGCCGCUCCAACGAACAACGAAUCCAUCCUACAAAUUGCCGGCCGUCGUGGCAGGCAACAAGCCGAAACACUGCGGCAACAUCGGCACAAUAGCAACAGCAACUGUGCAGCAAGCGUGCAAUUAACUCUUGUGCGCCAAGAUCAAAGCGAUUAAUGCGGCCCCAAGUUCCCAGACGAAGGGACGGAGGCCAGGGCAUUUGGAGCAGCGAAGGGCAAGGAACGGAAACCAAGACAGAGACGAG
Drosophila melanogaster (fruit fly) is the source of this 3250-nucleotide messenger RNA. It is a transcript of the gene fz3, whose product is annotated as frizzled 3. The record is from RefSeq and is marked reviewed. Gene Ontology annotation, molecular function: RNA binding; nucleic acid binding; transmembrane signaling receptor activity. Gene Ontology annotation, biological process: cell surface receptor signaling pathway. The coding region runs from base 285 to 2030 and encodes 581 amino acids. Gene Ontology annotation, cellular component: membrane. The transcript has 2 exons. NCBI's taxonomy places the organism in Eukaryota, Metazoa, Arthropoda, Insecta, Diptera, Drosophilidae.